AUCACACACAUAGAAAUAUUCUUAUAACUUCAUAUAAAAGUAUUUUACAUACAAUAAUCAUUCAUAGAUUAAACUUAAUUUUAUUUGAUUGGCACAAUUAUUGCUAGGAACCUUCUGAACAUUUUGUUUCUAGGCAAUGGCGUAAAAUUAUUAAAUGUAUUGUAAAUGUUCGUAUUUUAUGUUUAUCAUUUGUUGAAAUAUCCAAAUUAAAAAUAUUUUUUGUAAUAAAUAACAAUUAUUAUAUAUUAUGGGAGCAAUAUUUUUUUUAAAUUUACUAAUAGAAGUAUACGGAAAAUCAUCUUCCGUUUGCACAAAUAUUGUCAAUUAUUGGUUAAGAUUAAAAAUUAACAGUCAUUCUGUACAAUUACGAUAGCGAUCAACAAAAAUGAAACUGAAUGAGCUCGUUUAUUGGUAUCAAAAAAAAAUUGGUACCUAUGAUAAGCAACAAUGGGAAAAAACUGUGGAACAACAUAUUCUUGGAGGAUUUACACAUGUACCAAUGAGAACUGCAAAAUUAAAAACAGAACUUAUUGAUGUAGAUCUCGUACGAGGUUCUUCUUUCCCAAAAGCUAAACCAAAACAUGGAUUGUCAACAGUGGCUUGCUUAGCACUUCAGCGUUUAUUAUUUCUUCCUUUAUAUAGGAAAUGGUGGAUACAACAGACUAGUUUAAAAAUCUUUACUUUAUUUUUAUUAUUAUAUAGUUUGCAAUUAAUCAAUAUGUGUAUAUAUUUUUGUCAAAUGGUGAAGGACAAUGAAAGUGAUAUUAUAUCAACAUCAGAAGUAUUAAUACCUCUUAUUAUGAUGUUGACCUUAUGCAUUGUUCAUUCUCAUAUUGUAUCAACUCAUUCAGGACCAAUGAUAGGUGAUGGACAAAGUAAACAAAAAAUAGUAAGACGUUUACGACAUACUAGAUGUCGAAUAGGUAAAUCAAGGACAAGACAAAACUUACGUUUACAUGAGGAUUCUAAAUCAUCUCAAGAUACAGCAUCUGAAAAAGCUAGUACAGUAAGUGAUGAAGUAUUAACAUCUGUACGAUUUGCUAAAAAAGUUGUAAUUGAAAAUUCUUUGACUGUCAACCGAUCACAGGAAUUUGUGACUGUUCAAACAUUUUGUGAUAAUGACCCAAUAAAUGUGACUGUAAACAAUCCUUUAUCUAUGAAUGAGGCUUCAACUAGUCAUACUCAAUCAAAUGAAGUUCCAGAUCAAAGUAUGAAACAUGUACAUCAAGAUGAUGAUGGAUUUGAAAGUUUAAAUGGAAAUGUAUCUAGUGAUAAUGAUAAAAGUACUACACAAACAACAGUAGAGAAGCUUAAACAGAAAAGGGAUUUACUUAAAAAUAACGAAGAACGCAUUCUUUGGUUAGAAGAUUCUACAAGUCAACAAGUUUUGCAACCAAAAUUUUCAGCAUCUGAAUUGUUAAAAGCACGAGACAAUUCUUCAAAUAGCGAACCAGAAACUUCUAAUAAGAUGGAUAAAGAUCACUGUCUAAUGGGAAUAGGAUCAAGAGAAGGACACCAACAAUGUGAAAGUGAAGAAGAAGGAGAAUGUGAAGAAACAGUUACAAAUCAUUUAACAGAAGCUACAACAUCUGCAACAGAAUGGAUGGGAGUGACUACAAAUAGUGAUGAAUGUAGUUACAGUUCAGAACUUGAAGAAUCUGAUCUACAUAGUGAAACUAAUAAAAAUUAUGGAGAAUUUGUUGAACAUCCUUUUUCUUGGGAAUUUGAAUUACCACCUUCAAUGAUGCUUAGUUCUAACUGUGCUUCAUAUGAUCGUGUCUCAUGUACUAUAUGGACACGACGUGAUAUAAAAAAGGCUGAACUAUCGGUGCUGGAUAUCAGUUCGGCUAUUAUUGCUAGGGUAGAAUCAAUGCCUGAAAGUAUGAAUUACUUUUAUGGAGGCCUAAUGCUUAGUGUGGUAUUAUCUUUAAUACCAUCUAUCAAACGAUUGAGUGAUCAUGUUGGGAUGGACAAUAGUAGCAAUGUAACUAGUUCCUUAAUACCAAAUGACUUAACUUAUGUCAAUUUGGAAACAUAUAGCGAUAUUUUAUCUAAAGUUAUAGAUUUGGCAUUUGGAACAACUCUUUGGGAACGUACUGUAGUACUUAUAUCAGCCUUUGAAAGACUUAUAUUAUCCUCUUUAUUAUUCUUUUUAUUAGCAGUUGCAGAACGUACUUACAAACAAAGACUCUUGUAUGCAAAAUUAUUUUCACACUUGACAUCAUCAAGACGUGCCAGAAAAUCUGAUUUACCGCAUUUUCGAUUAAAUAAAGUACGCAAUAUAAAAUUAUGGUUAAGCGUUAGGUCUUAUUUAAAGAGAAGAGGACCGCAACGUUCUGUGGAUGUAAUAAUAUCAGCAGUAUUUAUUGUUACCUUAUUGUUGUUAUCAUUUGUAAGCUUGGAACUAAUUAAGGAUCUUGAAAGUUUGCAUUCCCGAUAUAAUGUUGAAGCACUGUUUUGGAGUUUUUCUCUUGGAAUAUUUAUAUUACGUUUCAUGACAUUGGGUACAAAAAUUAAUAAAAAAUAUAGAAAUCUUUCUGUUUUGAUUACUGAACAGAUUAAUUUAUAUUUGCAAAUAGAACAAAAACCACAUAAAAAAGAAGAACUUAUGGUAGCAAAUAAUGUGCUCAAAUUAGCAGCAGAUUUGAUAAAGGAACUUGAAUGUCCAUUUAAAAUAUCAGGUUUAUCAGCUAAUCCUUAUUUAUAUACAAUUACAAAAGUAGUAUUAUUAUCUGCUCUUUCAGGAGUGCUUUCAGAAUUGCUUGGAUUUAAGCUUAAGUUACACAAGAUAAAAAUCAAAUAAAAAGAGGGAUAUUAAAUUA
Apis florea (little honeybee) is the source of this 2822-nucleotide messenger RNA. RefSeq names its product putative homeodomain transcription factor (gene phtf). The record is from RefSeq and is a predicted model, not a curated record. NCBI's taxonomy places the organism in Eukaryota, Metazoa, Arthropoda, Insecta, Hymenoptera, Apidae. Gene Ontology annotation, cellular component: endoplasmic reticulum.